CCGCCUCCCGCCCCACCAAUGCCCCUUUCAAAAUGGCUGGGAUCCCUUUGUAUUUUGUGGAUUUGCAGGAUGACUUAGAUGAUUUUGGGUUUGAAGACUAUGGACCAGAUUGUGAUAGCAUGAGGAUAACUGCAUUCUUGGACAUUCCAGGGCAGGAUAACUUGGCUCCACUUGCACGUCUGGAAAAAUAUGCCUUUAGUGAUAAUAUAUUUAACAGGCAAAUCAUUGCCCGGGGUCUACUUGAUGUUUUCCGAGAUUUCAGUCAUAAUGAAGAAGAUUACUUGACAGUAAUGGCAAUAGUGGUACGGCUAUCUGAAGACACAGAGCCAACUGUUCGAACAGAAUUAAUGGAACAGAUACCACCUAUUGCCAUUUUUCUACAAGAGAGUAGGCCAAACUUCCCUACAGCCUUUUCUGAAUACCUUAUGCCCAUUGUGGUGAGAUACCUCACAGAUCCAAAUAACCAGGUUAGAAAAGCAAGCCAGGAUUCUUUACUGAUUCUGCUGGAACAAGGACUUGUUGCUCAAAAUGACAUUGAAAAAAAAGUGUGCCCAAUCCUGUUGGAUCUCUCUGCUCCAGAAAGCGAUGAUGAAUACAAGGUGGAAGCUGUAAAUAUAAUCUGCAAAAUGGCUUCUAUGGUGGACAAAUCUACUGUUGAACAUUUGCUUCUUCCACGAUUCUGUGAGCUCUGCAGUGAUGGGAAACUCUUUCAAGUGCGAAAGGUCUGUGCAGCAAACUUCGGUGAUAUCUGCAGUGCUGUCGGGCAAGAAGCCACAGAAAAGAAUCUGAUUCCAAAGUUUUUUGAGCUCUGCUCUGAUACUGUUUGGGGUAUGCGGAAAGCUUGUGCUGAAUGCUUUAUGGCUGUCUCCUACACCAUUUCAGCGGAAGUUCGGAGGAGCAAGCUGUCUCCCCUCUUUAUCAGUCUCAUCAGUGAUCCUUGCAGAUGGGUUCGACAAGCUGCUUUCCAAUCUCUUGGACCAUUUAUUUCUACUUUUGCAAACCCUUCCAGUGCUGGUCUUUACAUUCGGGAGGAUGGGACACUCAGUAUUCGGUCUUCCAGUCCAUGUCCAGCAAGCAACAGUGCAAACAUCCUGUCAUCAAGUUCGGAGGAGCCGGUGGAGAAUAAAUUGGAAUCAGUGAAAGAAGCAUCCUCUGUUAGCUUUACAACUUGUUCUGAAACUUCAAAUUCAGAUGCACAAGAAAAAAGCCCAGUCAGACCUCUAAAUUUUGGAGUUGAUCAGACUGUAUUGACUCAGAGUAACAAUGCUGAUCUUUAUGCGGAUUAUCAGGGAAUGAACUUAAGGGUCCAGUCGGCAGAGGACAUGUUUAAUACUUUCCUAUAUUGGCGUCCUCCUCUUCCUGACAUAAGCCAGGAUUUGGAGCUGCUUCAGUGCAAACCUGAAAUACACGAGGAGAACUGUUCCACAUCAGAGCUUCUUUGCAAUAACUGUGUUGCCAGCAGUGAAAUUAAAAAAGUUCUGCAAAGUUUGCAGGAACAUAUGGAUGACCCAGAUGUUCAAGCUCAGGUUCAAGUCUUAUCUGCUGCACUCAGAGCUGCACAUCUUGAUUCUGUAAAUGAUUAUGAGAUCAAGCAGAAUGAAGAAGUUAAUGGCACCCACCAGGAAGAUACAGCCAGUUUACACUCAGAGCCAAGUACAGUGAAUGAGAGCACACUGUCUUCAUUGCCAAGCCUGGAUGAAGUGGUGGCCCCAUCCUGUCCAACUAUAAUACAAAAUGUGCUUUCAGAAGAGCAAAGCAGUGCAGCCACCAAAAUCUUAGAGGCAGAAGAGAAUGAACCACCUCUUGAAGAAGAUAAAUCAAAAUUACAGGAUAUCAUACCUCAGCCUUUAUUGGACCAGUACUUAUCUAUGACAGACCCUGCUCGAGCACAAACUGUUGAUACUGAAAUUGCAAAGCAUUGUGCAUACAGUCUUCCUGGUGUGGCCUUAACCCUGGGCAGGCAGAACUGGCACUGUUUGAAAGACACCUAUGAGACCUUGGCAUCUGAUGUGCAGUGGAAGGUACGUCGGACGCUUGCUUUCUCUAUACAUGAGCUGGCUGUUAUUUUGGGAGAUCAGCUAACAGCAGCGGAUCUCGUGCCCAUUUUCAAUGGCUUCUUAAAAGAUCUGGAUGAAGUGCGCAUUGGCAUCCUUAAACAUCUUUAUGACUUCCUUAAGUUGCUUCAUGCUGACAAAAGACGUGAGUACCUUUACCAGCUUCAAGAGUUUGUGGUUACAGAUAACAGCAGGAAUUGGCGAUUUCGUUAUGAACUUGCAGAGCAACUGAUUUUGAUACUUGAGCUGUAUAAUCCCAAUGAUGUGUAUGACUACUUAAGACAUAUUGCACUCACUCUCUGUUCAGAUAAAGUUUCUGAAGUCAGGUGGAUCUCCUUCAAGCUGGUGGUAGCAAUUUUGCAGAAAUUUUAUGCAAACAAUGCAAACUCUCUGGGAUUAAAUUUCAUUAAUGAGCUGAUUGUGAAGUUCCGCCAUUGUUCCAAGUGGGUUGGAAGACAAGCAUUUGCCUUUAUCUGCCAGGCAGUUGUGGAAGAAGAGUGCAUGCCUGUUGACCAUUUUGUGGAACACCUGUUACCCAGCCUUCUAAACUUGGCCUCUGAUCCUGUGCCAAACGUAAGGGUUCUGCUUGCCAAAGCUCUGAGACAAACAUUAUUGGAGAAAGCAUAUUUUAGAAGUGUGGGCAGCCCUCAUCUUGAAGCUGUUGAAGAGACUGUACUUGUUCUACAGGCAGACAGAGACCAAGAUGUUUCCUUUUUUGCCACAAGCAAACCAAAAUACAGUGACAUGCACAUUACAUCGCUUGAAAAGCAAAAUUAAGUUAAGCUCUCUGGACCACAAAAGAUCACUCAUCUAACAGGCUGCUGCUUUGGCUAUUAACCUAGUGGAAGACUGUGUCAAGCAGCUGAUGCAACCCAGAAGGAAAGGGCUUGUUCUUAUUUCUGGCGUUUGAAUGAGAACGUCGACCUUUUAUCUGCAAACUGGCAAUACUGAUACGGAAUCUCACCAGUCCAAUCUUUCUUGAUUUACUUUCGUGAACAUGGAUAAUAACCAUCAUCUCUACAAGAAGCCCAGAAUUGUGUAUGUGUAUGCUUGUGUUGACCUCACACAUUUUCAGCUCCAUCAUUGUUCCAGCUAAGAGAAUUACGCCUUUCCAAAUAUGCUGACUCAAAGACAAGGGGAGGCAUUCGGCUGCGUGACUACAAUUUGCUACAAUUCAGUUUGGUACACUUGAGCUUAUAAUAGACUCGGUGAACAUAAACAUGUGGGCACUCUUACCUGUUUUGCUGUAAUUUGUUCCAUGGAUGAUGGCAUCACAUUUUAUAUGAUUAAAAAACUCAAAAGUAUGCAAAAUGUUCUCAUGAGAGUUGGCAAAGAAUUCAGAAAGCUUGAAACAAUAUCUGUUAGAAGUUGUGCUUUUUAAAAAAGAAAAUGCCGCAUCAUUGUCUUUUGGGAGUAAAGGCAGAAUUUGAGCUUUUUUCCUCUAAGGUAGAUGGUGAUAUUUUAAAACAACCGAGGGCUUUAUUUUGUGAAUUGUAGCUCUGUUUGUAUGCUUGUAUGCUCAAGAAACUUCAUAGUUAGUUUUUCUUUUCUGCUAUUAACUUCAUUUUCCUUCUGCCAGAGCUGUGGUCUAUAUUCAUGUAAAUUGCAGUCUUCAAACAACUAACUCUGAAGUUCUUACAUUUGCCAGGCCUUCCCCUUAGUAAGGACUUAUGGAUAUGGACUAAUAGCUUUCAACACUAGAGUAUGUUUGAAAUUUGUUUUAAACUCUGCUGUGCUCUCAGAAGUACAGUAGAUGUAAAGUUAGGGAUGCAAACUCCCUGAAAGGAUACAGAACCAAUCACUUGUAUAUGAGUAAAAGUUCAGACCUCUGGGAAUCUGUUCUUUGUCUAAGGAGGUUUUACUUUUGUGAAGAUCAGCGAUGGAAAGUUCAGCCUCUUAAAUGGUUUUUCGUGCUGCUGCAGUGCACACACGUGGGCUUUUAAUCCAUGCCUCAACUGCAUCCUUCUGCCUCCAAAGAUGGAAGACUCUCUAGACCCUGAUCCUAACCUAUUAGUGUACGGAGCUACUGCCAGAAAGCAAGCCCAUUAAAUCUCCUUGUCAGUUUGUGGAACUGUUUUGCGCGUGUUCACAGACCAUUCUGGCCCACUCAGAUCUGGUUUAUUGUCGCAAACUAUGAUUAGAGUAACAAAGUAGCUCUUUUUUGUUUUGGAUAAGAUGGGAACAUGGAAUAUACAUGGAGGAGGGCCAAUAUAAUCUUACCAUUAUGCUGUUACAGUCUACUUGAUAUGCAAGAGCUUUGGAAAAAUAAAACUUCACUCAGGGCAGAUACUUUAUGUUCCAGUUCAACAGUCAUAUCUGUGCACACCCAUAAAAACUUGAGCUGUAAAAACACAACUACUUUAGGGAUUCUCAAGUCCAGAAACCCAGAUUGCAUCAUCUGUACAGAGAAAAAUGAUGUCUAUUCCAUGAGUUCACCAGGGCUCAUUCAAAGGAGUGAAGACUGCUGGAGUUAAAUAUUAUGACCUGGGCAUAUAUGCAAGUGUUCUAUAGAAGGCUUUUAACAGUUAUGAAACAAUAUCCUAUUCAAAUUUUCUUUCAUUGAGCAGUGGUUAAGUGUUUAAAUGUGAAAAACCUCUUAAGAAACAUUUCAAGUUUAGCUGAACAUAACUGGAUUUUUUUAAAGAAGUUAAAGGAGUAACCAAAACUCAUUUAAUGGCAAGCAGCUCCAUUCCAUUUAAUAUAAAUAAGUCACAACUAUGUUGUCUUAAACACCUUUGUUCCAUUAAGUAGUUGUAUGGUCUGGAUUGUCAGCUUACUUCCUGGUAUUAUCUUUUAUUGGUUUUAAAACUGGUUUAAUUUGCCACAAUUGCCUGUCAGGUUCUGGACAUAACGCUAUGAAAAAUUAUGUUCCAGACUGCAAUACAGUGUUCAGUGUUUUGUAGUACUGGUUUUGCAAGAUCCUAAAAUACUUUUAGCAACAAUCUAGAAAUGUCUUCUUAUUUCAGGAUGAAAUGUCUGAACUCUGAAUUCUGCAAGGUGGUUCUACACUUAAAUGUUUGUAAUAAGUUUAAAAACAAAAUGCCUCAUCAAUGCAAAUGAUUUUUUAUGACUGCAGUUUCUCAGCAAAAAAUGUCAACUUUUGGUAGUUUUAAUAUCUUUUUCUAAUGCUAGCAUUAAGUAUUUUUUAACACUUCAGAUUUUCUAAAAUUGUUCUAACCAGUUUUUAUUUGUGUUGACCAUACCUGGUCAUUAAUAUUUUUCAGCACUGAUCAUCAUUUUUCUUUUUUUUUUAAAUGUACAUAGAAUGAGAAGAACUGUAAAUAGUCUGCUGUUUGGACAUAAAAGUAAUCCAGUUUUGACUGCCAUGUUAGUUUUAGAUUGAUAGAUACCCUUCGUACACUAGCCUACUAAAUAUCAUAAACUUCCAUGUGUCUUUAGAAAGCUUUUCCUGAAGGUAUUGGUUAGUUAGCAUCAGUUAUGCAUGAGUAAGUUGUUGAACUUAAUUUUCCUGAAGAGACAAAUCAAAUUUUUAUAAAAAUGUAGCACCUUUUUCUAAAUUCAAGAUUUUUUCAUUUUAAAUUUGUGCUUUUGUGAAAAGUUACGUUUUAAUGUUGAAAAACCUGUAGGUGCAUGCACUAGAGGAGAGAAUUCUGGGCAGUUCUGCUCACUCCCUCCUGCCUUCCCAUUUCCCCUCCGUUCAUUUUUUUGUGUUGAUUUAAUUGUUGGCAAUGGCUCUCGCAAUGUAAUCCUAUGCAGGCUUAGAUAAUGGCUUAGAAGUCCCGCCUUGCCCCGGUCAAUUUUAAUGGCUGUGCCAUUCUGGGAGAGGUGGGCCUUUUUUCCAGCCUAAACUUGUGUAGGAUUGCACCUUAAGUUGCAAAAAACUGCACUGAUACAACCAUUAUUCAUUACAUGUAACUUGUUCGCAACUUCCGCACAAGCACCACUGAAGUACCUGAAACAGCAGCUGUUUUGGAAUUGUUCCCCAGUAGAAUUUAUGCAUGACUAGACGAUAGCACCUUAUAGAUCACUCUUUAGGGGCGGGGCGGUAAGCAAUGGAGAGGAAAGUAGCAUAUUCAGUUAAACUGUUUAAACAAAGCCAAACAUCUUUUAAAACCUCACGGUGAGCUCAUUCCACUCACAAACGUUGCAAGGAUUUUCACUUUAAAACAUUUUUGGCUGAGGUGCAUUAAAAACAAGUGGUUCAAGGUAGGGCACUUGUAAUACAAAGAAUGCGUGUCAUUUUUUGCCUCGAAAUUCAACCUGCUGUUGUCUGCUGCAUGUGGUUAUCAAUUUGGCGCCUCUUGGAAUCCUGCCCAAGUGGCAGUUGUAUGUCUGUAAAGGAUGGUGUUUAGGACCCAAUAAUUGGAGACACUCUGGAAGUGCCACUGAUUUCAUCAGAACAUAGAAUCUAUGUAACUUUCUAUUCAUAUUUAUCUCAAUAAAUCCCAUGACUGCUUUAUCAGA
Molecule: messenger RNA, 6479 nt
Organism: Varanus komodoensis (Komodo dragon)
Lineage: Eukaryota; Metazoa; Chordata; Lepidosauria; Squamata; Varanidae
Product: serine/threonine-protein phosphatase 4 regulatory subunit 1-like
Biological process (GO): protein dephosphorylation
Molecular function (GO): protein phosphatase regulator activity
Source: RefSeq, a predicted model, not a curated record